CCUGCAGUGCAAAGCCUGUAAAAUGAAUGUCCAUCGGCGUUGUGAAAGUAAUGUAGCUCCUAGCUGUGGUGUCGAUGCUAGAAAAAUUGCUAAAGUGCUCUCUGAUCUCGGGGUGACACCAGAUAAGAUCUCCAACACUACCCAGCGCAGGAAAAAGUUGACUCCAGGGCAGGACCCUCAGCAACCUUUAACAGAAGCCCCCUCAUCAGAGGAGUCUGACCGAUGCAAAUCAGCUCCAACUUCACCUUGCGACCAGGCGGAGCUUGCAGAACUGGAGAGUAUCCGCAAGGCCCUUUCGUUUGGUCAGGAGCACAAGUCUUCCUCCUCUUCCGCAAGCAGUGGCGUUCAGAGCACAGUGACCGAGGGCCGGGAGAAUGGAGAUGUGAAGACUGUCCAGACGAAGACGAUGAGUCUCACGGACUUCUCAUUCAUCAAAGUGCUGGGCAAAGGCAGCUUUGGCAAGGUGAUGCUGGCAGAGCUGAAAGGCACAGAUGAAGUUUAUGCUGUGAAAGUUUUAAAGAAAGACGUCAUCCUUCAAGAUGAUGAUGUGGACUGCACUUUGACAGAGAAACGCAUUCUAGCCCUGGCUAGAAAACAUCCCUAUCUAACCCAGCUAUUCUGCUGCUUCCAGACAAAGGAUCGGUUGUUCUUUGUUAUGGAGUAUGUGAAUGGAGGAGACCUGAUGUUUCAGAUCCAACGCUCACGAAAGUUUGAUGAAGCUCGUUCCCGUUUCUACGCAGCUGAGGUCACAUCUGCACUUAUGUUCCUGCAUCAACAUGGUGUCAUCUACAGAGAUCUGAAGCUGGAUAACAUUCUGUUGGACGCUGAAGGCCACUGUAAACUGGCCGACUUUGGUAUGUGCAAAGAGGGCGUUCUGGACGGGGUCACGACCACCACCUUCUGCGGGACCCCUGACUACAUUGCACCUGAAAUCCUGCAGGAGUUGGAGUAUGGCCCAUCGGUGGAUUGGUGGGCUCUGGGUGUUCUCAUGUAUGAAAUGAUGGCUGGUCAGCCUCCGUUUGAAGCUGACAAUGAGGAUGAUCUUUUUGAGUCCAUCCUCCAUGAUGACGUGCUUUAUCCUGUGUGGCUCAGUAAAGAAGCCGUCAGCAUUUUGAAAGCUUUCAUGACAAAGAGCCCCAGUAAGCGCCUGGGCUGUGUGGUGACCCAAGGACUAGAGGAAGCCAUCAAAGUCCACCCUUUCUUCAGAGAGAUUGACUGGGUCUUGCUGGAGCAGAGGAAGAUCAAGCCCCCCUUUAAACCUCGCAUUAAAACCAAGCGCGAUGUGAAUAACUUCGACCAGGACUUCACUCGCGAGGACCCUGUGCUGACGCCGGUAGACGAGGCCAUCAUCAAACAAAUCAACCAGGAUGAAUUCAAGGGCUUCUCCUACUUCGGAGAGGAGGCUUUGUCUUAAAGUCUAACUUGAUGUCUGUCAGCACAAAUAUAUGUUAAAUACACCGACAAACACUCAAAAAAAAACACAUCGCAUUGCAAUACAGGAACACACACUCCACAGAUGUUCUGAAGACGGGGCUCAGACCGGACCAGAGCAGAACAGACAGUCCCUGUGGUUCAAUUCCCCUUUACUGCUGUUUUUGUUCUUUUACUCUUCUCCGAAUCUCCAAAAAGAAAAAAACACUGUACUGCACAUGGAUCUCAUCACAGGCCUGAACAAGUUUUGCAACCAAUCAGAAAACGAAUGUUCUCCAGAGCCCAAGAAGGAAGGGUCGGAACACACUACCUUAAACCAAAAUUGACGAUACCAAUGAUUGUACUAUUUCGGACACUAGUCAGGUCUUCGUAAUCCCUUAAUGGAAAGGUCUUGCCCUUGAGGAGGAAUUUACCCUGCAUAUGUGACAAUUGACAUGUUGUGCUGUGCAGUCAAAUGCCUUUUUGUGUAUUCAGGUGACAUUUUGGGAGCAAUUUUAUAAAAUAUACAAAGACAUUUGUAGUAUAUACAGUGGGUACG
This is a messenger RNA of Sinocyclocheilus grahami, 1969 nucleotides long. Its product is annotated as protein kinase C epsilon type-like. The record is from RefSeq and is a predicted model, not a curated record. NCBI's taxonomy places the organism in Eukaryota, Metazoa, Chordata, Actinopteri, Cypriniformes, Cyprinidae. Bases 23 to 1414 code for a protein of 463 amino acids. The transcript has 10 exons. Gene Ontology annotation, molecular function: diacylglycerol-dependent serine/threonine kinase activity; ATP binding. Gene Ontology annotation, biological process: protein phosphorylation.